CAUGGCUGACAUACACAAUGUGACUGAAUUCAUUUUUCUGGGAUUUUCUCCAAAUCUGGAGGUGCAGAGAGUUUGCUUUGUGAUAUUUUUGCUCUUGUACACAGCAGUUGUGCUGGGGAAUCUCCUCAUUGUGCUCACUGUCAUGAUGAGCAGAAGUCUUGCUUCCCCCAUGUACUUUUUCCUCAGUUCCCUGUCCUUUGUGGAGAUCUGCUACUGCUCUACUACAGCUCCCAAACUUAUCUCAGACUUGCUGGCUGAAAGGAAAGCCAUAUCUCUGUGGGGCUGCAUGACACAGCUUUUCUUCAUGCACUUCUUUGGUGGCACUGAGAUUUUUCUGCUCACUGUGAUGGCUUAUGACCGCUAUGUGGCCAUCUGCAAGCCCCUCAACUACACCACCAUCAUGAACCAGCAAGUAUGUGCUGUCCUGGUGGGAAUAGCAUGGUUAGGAGGCUUUGUGCAUUCCCUUGCCCAAAUCCUCCUCAUCAUCCACUUGCCCUUCUGUGGCCCCAAUGUGAUCGACCACUAUUUCUGUGACCUGCUUCCUCUGCUCAAACUUGCCUGCUCUGACACAUUCCUCAUUGGUCUGCUGAUUGUUGCCAAUGGGGGGACCCUGUCUGUGAUCAGCUUUGUGGUUCUUCUAGCCUCCUAUGUUGUUAUCCUGUGCCAUCUGAGGACCCGAAGCUCUGAGGGGCGGUGGAAGGCCCUCUCCACCUGUGGGUCCCAUAUUACUGUGGUGAUCUUGUUCUUUGGACCCUGCAUCUUCAUCUAUCUGAGGCCUUCUACCACUCUGGCUGCAGACAAGAUGGUGGCCAUGUUCUACACAGUGAUCACCCCUCUCCUCAACCCUGUCAUCUACUCUCUGAGAAAUGCUGAAAUGAAGAAGGCCAUGAAGAAGCUGUGGAUGAGGACAAUGAAACUGGAUGAGAAAUAGAGACUGAGUAUUGGCUCCUUGGGUUUAGAAUGAUGCUGAGUCCAA
Messenger RNA from Orycteropus afer afer, 976 nucleotides. RefSeq names its product olfactory receptor 4X2. Lineage: Eukaryota; Metazoa; Chordata; Mammalia; Tubulidentata; Orycteropodidae. The record is from RefSeq and is a predicted model, not a curated record. Gene Ontology annotation, molecular function: olfactory receptor activity; G protein-coupled receptor activity. Gene Ontology annotation, biological process: G protein-coupled receptor signaling pathway. Gene Ontology annotation, cellular component: membrane.